AAUAUGUCCAAGCAAGGAAGUCCAGAAAGACAAAGAAUCCCUAAAGCAGGAUUUCAGUCUAAACUCUCAAGGUUUUCACCUACAGGGAAAAGACUUCUCACUAGCAGUAGUCAGAAGCGAAAGAGAGUAUUCAAGAGGCCAAGAACAACCAAUUCUGUUAAGAGAAUUAUCAUACAGAAAAAUAAUGAUGUAAGUGCAAGAAAGGAUAUCAAGAAGACAAAAUUUGCCCCUUCUGAGAACCUUAAGCGUAUUGCCUUGUCAAAGUCAAGAAUUCCUUCCAGGAAAACCCAGAGAGGAACUUCAAGUGAUUAUUUUAACAGAGUUGCUCACCAGCAUAAAACCUCACUUCAAAAGAGGCCAAUGACACAGAAUUCUGGCAGGAGGUCUAUUCACCGAAAUAUGUCUGCUGCAAAGGUUUUUAAGAAAACCAAUAUCUCAACUGAGGAGUCUAGGCAGAUCAAAACUGCCUGGGGAACUAUGUCAAACAAUUUUUCAACAGCAAAGAUUGACAUGAGUCAACUAGGUUGUUAUACAGAAAGGAAUCAGAACAACACUUUAAUCAGAAAAAGAUUGAGCGAUGCCUCCCGAAACCAAAACACACAACUAGCUAGCUCUACUAUAGGAGAGAAUUUGACGUUGAUGCCUACAUUUGACCACAUUUUAUCGAGAAAUGCGUUGCCAACGCCAAUAGAUGAUAAAUAAAUAUGCCACAUUAGAAAAUUGCAAAGACCAAAUCAAAAUUUGUGCUUCAAGACUUCACGGAAUUGCUGAAUCUUCUAAAUACGAGAUUCAGGAAAGAACUGUAAAUAUCCUAAAUAUCAACUCUUUGAAGGUGGCUUAUUUUAAAAUCCACUGUUAUGGAAGACAGUCUCCUCUUUCAAUCAAAAUAAUUCAGGAUAAAAUAAGACCGACUCCUGGUAUCUUGACAAUAUAUACAUCCUUUCAUAAGGAGUUUCCGGACGGCUUAGAAAAUGAUAGUAUGUUUACAGAUGGGAAGAACAAGAUUUAUGCUCCUAAAAAUGCUAGAACAUUUAACAACGACUACUGCUAUUUCUCAGUCCUGUCAACUAUCCGUGCAACAUUUUGCUGUGUGUAUUAUUUCAGUACGGUAAAUCCUAUCUCGCUUGUCUGGGAUAAGGACAUUGGAUCCUACAAGAUCGGAGACGGUGGUCAAGUAGAGGUAAAAGUUCCAAGAAAUCCAGAGAAAUGGCUCAGUAUUGGGGAAAGAAACGAGAACUAUAUCAAACAAUGCCUCGAGUCCGAACCUGGGUACAAAAUGCUCGAGGAAAAGACAAAAACUAUCUUCUCAGACAGAGAUAAGUAUUUCCAGAAAAUGAGAGCUGUUAACAGUCAGAAGAAGUUAAAAGUCAAGAAAUAUUACAACAAGAUUAUGCCAGAAGGAAUGUCCAUUCAGGAAUAUAAGAUCAGCAUGGCAAGGAAGCGUAAAGAGGAAAAAGAGCAAAAUAUGAGGAAAAGAAUGAUCUUUAUGGCAAAUAAAUGGGAUUAUAUCAAAGAAGAAAACCUGAAAGCUAAAGCCAUACAGGACAAAAUUAAGAGUGAGCGGAAUUAUGUUAAGAUAUGGACUGGUUUCAAAGCUCUACAUAAUGGCAUCAAGAACCUAAGUCAUAUUUUUGGGAUAAAGAAAGUAGAAGAGAUCAAGAGAGCAAGAUCCUUGCUGAUAGCUAAUAAGAUCAAUUAUUUAUUCAAAAAGAAGCAAAUGAGGAAAGGUAGUAAUUUGUCAACUAGACUAAUGGAUAUUGCUAGGCAUUCGUUAGUGCUUACCAACCAAGUACUGGAACAAAACUGUCACCUCAAAGCUAAAAGAAUACUUGUCCACUUUAUGAAAGACCUCAAGUGGAAAAGAACUCUCUCGGUCAAUUGUAUUGACUGUUGGGCCCAGAUUCUAAAAGUGAGGCAUAGAUUCCUACACAUUAUAAAAAUGACCAGGGAGAGGAUGUCUUUCCUGACCGAGAAAUGGGAGGAACAGAAGAGUUUGCUCAUUAACGAGUAUGAAAAAGAUAUUAUCCAGCAUAAAUCCAAGACUGCUAGGAAGAUGCGGAAAUAAGAUCAGAGAUAUCAAGGAUGGCUUGCGAUACAUCUGCCUGAAGCUCUACCUCAACCAAUGUAGGACAGAGCACAAUAUCGCCUUCUUUGAAUGGAGGAAGAACUUCAAAGAGGAAGCUAAGGAACUUAUCAGCAAAUAUUCUGAUAAAUUGAGACGUAAAAUAGAAGAAGAGGAUAAUAAGGUGGAAGACCGUCAGGAGCUGGACAAUGAACUUCUUGGGUUUAAUUUGGGACAGAAGGAUGAAAGUUUAGAAGAGCUGAGUGCCUCUUUGGCUACGAAUGCUGGAAAGAAAAAGAAGAAAAAUAAGAAGCAAAGUUUGAAAUUGCUAUCUGUUUUGGAUAGGCUAAAAAUACGGGAUGACCCAGACGAGCAUUUUGAAAUAGAUGAUCUAAAUAUGAUUGGAAUUAAAUCUGAUGCAGAACCCAGAAAAAGAAAAUAGAAGAGGAUCAAAGCUUUUUAAGAGCUCUCCUGGCAAAGGAAAAAUACUUUCAAGCAUUGCAAAGAAUAAUUCGGUACCAAAAUAAUGUCAGAGAAGAAGAUUUCUUCCUCACUAACCUCGACAUGCCCUCUAAAAGGAUGGCUGGGCAAACUUUUUAUAAAACAAAUAAAUUUGAAUUUGGUCAGAAACAGGAACAAGGUGAAAAACAUCAGAUUUACAAUGAAAAGGACUUGAUAAAUACAGGAACUGGCUAUAAGAUGCCUCCAAGGUUCCUCUGGAUUCCUUCGAAUCAUUUGAUUAGAGUGGCUAUCGUCCGAAUUUGCUUUAUCAAAGAUAUGGAACAAUUCUUAGAGGAUAAUAUGAAAGUCAAGUGAGAAGUCACAGCUGAAGGAAUUGAAAUCCUUAAGCCUACUAUAGAAACAGUAGCUAAGAAUUUGUAGAGAGUUCAAUGCAUUCUUAAAA
This is a messenger RNA of Moneuplotes crassus, 2966 nucleotides long. The record is from the annotation of a GenBank genome assembly. Lineage: Eukaryota; Ciliophora; Spirotrichea; Euplotida; Euplotidae.